Messenger RNA from Rosa rugosa (rugosa rose), 1590 nucleotides. RefSeq names its product berberine bridge enzyme-like 4. The record is from RefSeq and is a predicted model, not a curated record. Bases 1 to 1590 code for a protein of 529 amino acids. Gene Ontology annotation, molecular function: FAD binding; oxidoreductase activity. The transcript has a single exon. NCBI's taxonomy places the organism in Eukaryota, Viridiplantae, Streptophyta, Magnoliopsida, Rosales, Rosaceae.
AUGAGGGUGCUACUGCUCAUUAUUCUAUCAUUCCUUUGUUUUUUAGUAUCAUGUACAACUUCAGAUCCAAUUCUCAACGAUUUUCUCCGCUGCCUUACAAAUCAUUCACGGUACUCCACCUACCCAAUCUCUGAAGCCAUUAUCACCUACCAAAACACCUCUUUUCAAUCUGCUCUCUUGGCAUACAUUAGGAACCGCAGAUAUUCCACACCCACAACACCAAAACCUUUGGUGAUUGUAGCAGCCAAGCAUGAAUCCCAUGUUCAAUCGACUGUCAUUUGUGCACAACAACAUGGAUUUCAAAUAAGAACCCGAAGCGGUGGCCAUGAUUUUGAGGGUCUAUCGUACGUGUCAAGUGCCACCCCCUUUGUCAUGCUUGACAUGUCUAAUCUUAGAUCCAUCGAUAUUAAUGUCACGGACGAGAGUGCUUGGGUCGAAUCUGGGGCUACUCUUGGUGAACUUUAUUUCAAUAUUGGAAACAAAAGCAAUAUUCAUGGGUUUCCUGCUGGAGUUUGCCCUACUGUUGGUAUUGGUGGCCAUCUUAGUGGUGGUGGUUAUGGCCCUUUGAUGAGAAAAUAUGGACUUACAGUGGAUAACAUUGUAGAUGCUAAGCUAGUGAAUGUGAACGGUACAAUUCUUGAUAGAAAAUCCAUGGGAGAAGACCUUUUCUGGGCCAUUAGAGGAGGUGGUGGAGCAAGCUUUGGAGUCGUUGUUUCUUGGAAGAUCACAUUGGUUCCAGUUCCAACCAAAGUGACUGUAUUCAAUGUUUUAAGGACCUUGGAACACGGCGCUAUAGAUAUCGUUUACCGGUGGCAAUACGUAGCGCCUAAACUGCCUAAAGAAAUCUUCAUUAGGGCAAUGCUUCAAGUGAAGAAAAAUAGUACUUCAGGUAAGUUGGCUGUGGAAGUGUCAUUCAUCUGUCAUUAUUUGGGAGAUAAUGAGAAACUUCUUUCAUUGAUGAAUCGGAAUUUUCCUGAAUUGGGUUUGCAGCAAAAUGAUUGCUUUGAAAUGAGUUGGGUAGAAUCCACUGUGUUCUGGGGUAACCACCCAAUUGGAACUCCCAUAGCUGUUCUGCUUGAUAGGCCGAUUGGGCCACCAGAUUUCUUCAAGAGCAAGUCAGACUAUGUGAAAGAACCGAUUCCGAAACAUGGAAUAGAAUCCAUAUUGGACUUGAUGCUAAAGACGGGUCUAGAUAAACUGUACAUGGAAUGGAACCCUUAUGGUGGAAGAAUGAGUGAGAUUUCAGAGUCGGAAACUCCAUUCCCUCACAGGGCUGGAAACCUGUUUUUGAUUCAGUAUUUGGGAUAUUGGAAAGAAGACAAGGCUGAGACAGCCCACAGCUACCUAGACUUGAUUAGCAAAAUGUAUCAAGAAAUGACUCCAUUUGUGUCCAAGACCCCAAGAGAGGCCUUCCUAAACUAUAGGGAUCUUGACCUUGGGGCCAGUAAGGGUAAUCAGACUAAAGUUGAAACUGCAAGAGUUUAUGGAAGCAUGUAUUUUAAAGAAAACUUUGAUAGACUGGUACGUGUGAAAACUGCGGUUGAUCCUCAGAAUUUUUUCAAGAAUGAACAGAGCAUCCCACCACUGUAG